Messenger RNA from Diaporthe amygdali, 1239 nucleotides. RefSeq lists its product as uncharacterized. Bases 1 to 1239 code for a protein of 412 amino acids. The transcript is spliced from 8 exons. The record is from RefSeq and is a predicted model, not a curated record. Lineage: Eukaryota; Fungi; Ascomycota; Sordariomycetes; Diaporthales; Diaporthaceae.
AUGGCUUCCGUUAGACUCGCUGCCGGCCUUGCUCUUCUCGAAGGUCUUGGCUCCUUUGCUGGAGUCCAAGCCCAGACCGCUUCGCCGGCUGAGAGACCCUUGCCGGAGAAGGCUCAAAUCAUUGAUCAGAAGAGCUUCCUCGUAUUGGCAGAGGUCCCUCCUCCAUCGAUAGCUAACGCUACUACAGAAUUUCUCUGGCCUGGCGUUACUCAUGAGUCUCUCACGGAAAAGCCUUUCCAUGUGUAUGAUCCGGACUUUUACGACAUCAUUGGCAGUGAUCCGUCGUUGACCUUGCUCGCUUCGUCGGACACCGACCCGCUCUUCCACGAGGCCGUUACAUGGUAUCCGCCUACGGAUGAGGUCUUCUUCGUCCAAAACGCCGGAAACCCCGCUGCUGGAACUGGUUUGAACAAGUCGUCCAUCAUCCAGAAGAUCUCCCUUGCGGAUGCAGAGUCGCUGCGCAACGGAUCUCUCGGUGCCGAGGCCGUCACUGUUCACACCGUGCCGUCAAACCCUCAGGUCAUCAACCCCAACGGCGGGACUAACUACAAGGGUAACAUCAUUUUUGCAGGCGAGGGCCAGGGAGACAAUAUCCCAUCCGCGCUGUACCUGAUGAACCCCGUUGAACCCUACAACACAACGCUUCUUGCCAACAACUACUUCGGCAGGCAGUUCAACUCCUUGAACGAUGUCUCAGUGAACCCACGCAACGGCGACAUUUACUUCACAGACACCCAAUAUGGAUACUGGCAGUACUUCCGCCCUGAGCCGGGUCUGCCUAACCAGGUGUACCGUCUGAACCCAUCAACCGGUGCGCUAACCGUUGUGUCCGACGCUUUUGUCUCGCCGAAUGGACUCACUCACUCACCCGAUGGCAGCUACGCCUAUGUCACGGACACGGGAAUGAGCCAAGGGCUUUUUGGCGUCAAUAUGACCAAGCCAGCCACAAUCUACCGUUUUGAUGUUCAACCUGAUGGUACUUGGGAGAACCGCAAGACCUUUGCGCACGUCCAUGCUCGUCUGCCUGACGGCAUCCACUGCGACUCGAAGGGCAACGUCUACGCUGGCACCAAUGACGGCGUGCACGUCUGGAAUAACUCUGGGAAGCUCCUCGGCAAGAUCUACACCGGUAUCGUUGCCGCUAACUUCCAGUUCGCGGGCGAGGGACGUAUGAUCAUCAUGGGCAAGACCAAACUUUUCUAUGCUACACUGGCCGCAUCGGGUGUGGCCUUGCAAUAG